UUCAUAUCAAGUGUUGUAUUUGCAGUUACAACAUGAGGAUUUUGCAGCUUCAUUUCUAUCUACUCAUAUGGUGUCAAGCAGCAGAAACUUUAACAGAUCAUCUAACAGAUUUGGGGCAAAAUGUGACUAUAACCUGUAAUCUUCACCAAACUGAGGUGUAUUGGUUUUUACUGAAACUACUUGGUUCUCCAGUUGUGAUAUUACGCUCCUUCUCGAACAAUUUUCCUCAUUACUACAACAAAGUAUUUGAGCUCAAAUAUGCAGUGAACUCUAAACAUCAUCUGCUCAUAAAUAAUGUCACCAUUGAUGAUUUAGGAGUUUAUUGCUGUAUGAGUACAAAUACUGAUCCACAAUUCAUCAACGCCACCAGACUGUACAUCAUUGAACCAACUCCACUAACUGAGUGUCAGAAUUAUACAGAAGUGCAGUAUAUUCAGCAGAAUCAGACAUCUUGGCAGACUCUUACCCUCAUAUUUGGUCUGAUAAAUGCUGUUUUGGUCGUUGUUGUCAUAGGACUGUUGAAGGUUUGUGCCUGUAGAAAUAAAAGGCCUGCAGAUCUUUCACAACAACUUUAUAACACUGAUCUACAGCUGACACAAGUUAUUCAACAGCAUCUCGAUCCAAACCAAUUACAGACCAUCCUAGGAAAGCCGAUGGGCCGCGGACGCAUCUGCUCACCCACCGUCACGCUCCGCAUCCGGAAUCUACAUCAGGAGCAAAUCUCCUUUCUGGUGCUGGAGGCCUCUAUGGCUGACAUCAUCCUGGGAUGCCCGUGGAUGACUCAGCACACACCCAUCGUGAAUUGGAAUACUGGAGUGAUUCUUCAGUGGGGCGAGCGCUGCCAUCAGAACAGUCUUUCACCUAUUAUGAAAUCUUCUGGAUCUCCAUCAAGACCUCAACUACCCCCUUCCUGCAAGCCUGUAGACCUUGCAUCCACCACGGUUGAGAAUACCAGGCGUUCCAGGAUGUAUUCAGCAAGCAGGCAGCCACCCAACUACCACCACACCGGUCAUGGGACUGUGCCAUUGACCUGCUGCCUGGGGCUAGUCUACCCAAAGGAAAGAUCUACCCAUGGAAAAAGCCACUCUAAGGCUGAUGAUGCACGGGGCAACUUUUUGAGCAAUGAUGCCGGGCAACUUUGA
Messenger RNA from Sinocyclocheilus rhinocerous, 1142 nucleotides. RefSeq lists its product as uncharacterized. Lineage: Eukaryota; Metazoa; Chordata; Actinopteri; Cypriniformes; Cyprinidae. The transcript has 5 exons. The record is from RefSeq and is a predicted model, not a curated record. The coding region runs from base 33 to 1142 and encodes 369 amino acids.